Messenger RNA from Clupea harengus (Atlantic herring), 657 nucleotides. RefSeq names its product RNA polymerase II, I and III subunit K (gene polr2k). Gene Ontology annotation, molecular function: zinc ion binding; DNA binding. The record is from RefSeq and is a predicted model, not a curated record. Gene Ontology annotation, cellular component: RNA polymerase III complex; RNA polymerase I complex; RNA polymerase II, core complex. Gene Ontology annotation, biological process: DNA-templated transcription. NCBI's taxonomy places the organism in Eukaryota, Metazoa, Chordata, Actinopteri, Clupeiformes, Clupeidae.
CAUGCUAGUUCCAGGCCCGCAACCAAUCACUGAGUACUUUGUUGGAAGGUGCUACAACGGACUACAUGCGUUUUUGCUGGAAUGGUCCGACCCAUCACAAUAAUUUGUACUUUGUAAAUUGUAAAUAAGUGGUACAUUGUUGUAAGUGACGUUAAUAAUGGAUCCUCAGAAAGAGUUACAACCACCGAAACAACAGCCCAUGAUCUACAUCUGUGGAGAAUGCCACACUGAAAACGAGAUCAAGGCCAGAGACCCCAUCAGAUGCAGAGAGUGCGGUUACAGAAUAAUGUACAAGAAGAGAACGAAGAGAUUGGUGGUGUUUGAUGCACGAUGAACUGACUCCCCACCCCACACCACCCCGACGUGUACCCUAUGUUGUAUUUUAGUUGUUUAACAUGUACAGCUUUUGUAAAACUAAGUGGCUGAAAUGUACAGUUUCUAAAAGGACUGUUUGGCAAAAAAUGCAAUGAAUGAUGAAUAUAAUGAUAUGAAACCUCUGCUUUACACUUUGAUUAAGCAUACAUAUAAACAUUGCAGUUUAUCAUUUUUGUCCAAUCAGUUAGAAUAAGAAUGCAUCUGGAUUGUUCCUUGUCCACACAUCUGAAGGACUGUGCUGUAACUUGCAAAGCCAAUAAAAUGUCUUAUUUUUCAACUUAA